AUGUUGAACGCGAACAACGCGAUUAACGAGGAGGAUAUUGAGGACCCGUCGGACCACAUAUUUGAAAGAUUCUUCGAGAAAUCGUCGUCCGAUGCCGAGAAAAAGAGCGCUUUGCAGGAGCUCAAAUCUUUAUCGUUUCAGGCGGAUAAAGUGCGUUGGAUAACACGACACGCGAGGUUUUCUUCGCUGAUUAAAGCGUGCUGCGUGGACGAAAAAUACAACGAAGACGUGUCGAUUGUCGUGGCGAACUGUUCUGGGGAUCAGGCGAAGAAAGGGAGACGAGAGGUGUAUCAAUUUGGAGGGAAGUUCGAAGUUGCGCUCGAUACCGUUGAUUUUCAAGACGGCGGGUUGGGAUGUUACGUGUACGAGUCAGAAAAGCGUAUGUGCGAAUGGUUUUUAGAGACGCGCGGAGAAGAGACGAAAAGAGAUUCAUUUAGAGGGAAGAGGGUGCUAGAGCUCGGGGCAGGGUGUGGUUUGCUCGGUUUGUUCUUAGCUAAGCAAGAAGAGGAAGUUUUAGAUGGCAUCGUGGUGACUGAAUACGUUCCGUCUUUAUUGAACGUCCUCGAAGCGAACGGCAAGUUGAACGGGUUAUCCAAUCGAGAAAGGUUUAUAGUGAAGAGAUUGUUGUGGGAAGAGGCAUGCGGAAUGGAUGAACGAGAGGACGGGAGCAUCGCUGACGGUUCACUUUCAAAGAGCCUGAAGAGUAACGAUGAAGAAGACGAAAUGAAAUGGAUGCGCGAGACGCUGCGUAAGCCGACGACCGAUUUGGAGCGAUUUGAUAUCGUCAUAGGAAGCGAGUUAGCGUACGAUGAAAGAAUCAUCCCUCCCUUAAUUUCUGUUAUUGAUAUGUUUACGAAAGAUGAUGGCGGCGUGGUUUUCAUAUCCGUUGUAGAUAGAUACGAGAAGAAAGGGGUCAUGAUUGAGUGCUUCGAGAAUGAAGUGAGAAAAUACGCAAAUCUCGUUUUCGAGAAACGCGUUGAGGAUGGAAAUUUUCACUUGUAUCGAAUCGAAAAGAGAAAUACUCAAUGA
Molecule: messenger RNA, 1029 nt
Organism: Bathycoccus prasinos
Lineage: Eukaryota; Viridiplantae; Chlorophyta; Mamiellophyceae; Mamiellales; Bathycoccaceae
Exons: 1
Coding region: 1-1029 (342 amino acids)
Source: RefSeq, a predicted model, not a curated record